Aspergillus alliaceus is the source of this 549-nucleotide messenger RNA. RefSeq lists its product as uncharacterized. The transcript is spliced from 2 exons. The record is from RefSeq and is a predicted model, not a curated record. Bases 1 to 549 code for a protein of 182 amino acids. Lineage: Eukaryota; Fungi; Ascomycota; Eurotiomycetes; Eurotiales; Aspergillaceae.
AUGGCAGGAGACUGCAAUAGAGACAUAGAGACCGGAUACCAGACCAUCCAGAGGAGAGGCCACCGACGCAGAAGGCCCAUCAGAGAUGAAGAUCAGCGAAAAGACCCCGAGUUGGCUGGUAUCAAGCAGAGAGGCAAGUCCAGUGGAGUCACCAAACAAAGAGCGAGCAAGCCCAGUGGAGUCUCCAAACAAACAAUUCCCAAGCAACGGGAGGAUAUGCAUACGCUGCCUAAAAGGCUGGAAGAUGUACCGCGGCGGCUGGCCCUGAAGGUCAUGACACGGAAGCGAGAGAUGGAGGAGCUGGAGAAGGAAGGCAGAGACAGUAAGGAGAGCAGAGAGGCGCGACAACGGUUCAAUGAGGUAUACACGCAAAUUACACGGGAGCUAAGGAACCCAAGGCAAGUCGCGGAGAAACUAAAAAGGGAAAGUAAAAAACGCCUAAGGGAGAGAUCAAAGAAGGAGAGCACACCGGAGGCACCCGAAAGGACAGAGGAAGGAUAUGAGAUAGAGAAAGGGAACAGAGGAGACCAUUUAGAAAAUCAACAGUAA